Acanthoscelides obtectus is the source of this 2596-nucleotide messenger RNA. The record is from the annotation of a GenBank genome assembly. NCBI's taxonomy places the organism in Eukaryota, Metazoa, Arthropoda, Insecta, Coleoptera, Chrysomelidae.
AACCACACUCGCUUGAACGGAUCGGUAAAUACCAAUCCAAAAUGGUAAAUACCAUUUCCAUUUGGUUAUCCGCUUGAAUUUGAAUUUAGUAUUGCAAUUUUUGGUGACAACAGCUGUCAAAUGUUGCCGCGGGUAAACUGGAAAAAAUGCUGACAGGUACUGUCAUACAAUUUUUCCAUCUAGAAACCAUUUGUAAUUCAAAAUUCCGCGUUUGUGAUUGGUACAAAUUAAAAGGAGGGACAUAAUCUAGUUAUAGAUGAAGAUGAAGCCAACUACAAGACGCUAUGUACCCGCAUACGUGCACUCUCUUGUGAUCUUUAUUAUUCAGAAAUAUCUCAAGUGUACGUUGUGACUCUGGGUCGUGGGUCAUAACAUUAUCAGUUGUUUAUCAUCCUCCAUUGGCCGGUAUCGGUUUAAUGUGAGUUUAAUGCAAAAAAACAAAAACAACGAAAAAACAUAACCUAACAAUCUUAACACAUUAACAUUUUUGUUAUCCCCAUUAUUUCGGAGCGAAUAGCACCAAAUAAAAAGCUGGUGUAUGAGGGGCAGGAGAUUUCAAAAAUGUGUAGCUCAGGUACAUGACACUCUAGAGCACUGGAACCUGGAACGGUAUUGACAGGUGGUGAGAUGCUCCGAGUAACCCGAACGAGGCACUGGAAUGGAAGCUUGGAUUCCAUGUUCCCUAUCGAAAAUGCCGUGGUACUUGUUUGUGUUCUGUGGUGCAAAAAUAAUAAUAUAAAAAUAUGGGGUUAUGAUUGCUGUUUUCAACUGAGUUUUCAGGAAAAGCAAUACUCUCAGGAUGUAAAUUAAUCGUCGUUAUGUUAAAAAACUCAAAAAUCGCUUACAUCCUGACAAUAAUAUUCUUUAUAAGUUUUCUUGCUAUUAUUUAUCAGAACCAAUUAACAAGACUUUAUGACAGACUCCUUAAACUAGAAGAAUUUCAAGAAAGACACGCAUUGACACGAACAGAAUUGUAUAGCGAAGGAACAGAUAAUCUAGUGGUUUUGUACAAUCGAGUUCCCAAAACAGGCUCGACAAGUUUUGUAGGAAUUGCUUAUGAUUUGUGCAAGCAGAAUAACUUUCGUGUGCUGCAUGUAAACAUAACUGCUAAUAGUAAUCUGCUCACCUUAGAGAAUCAAGUCAAAUUUGUUACAAAUGUAACAAAAUGGGAUGUUAUGAGACCAGCCCUAUUUCAUGGGCAUUUUGCCUUCCUAGACUUCUCGAAGUUUGGACUUCCUAAGCCCUUGUUCAUAAAUCUGAUAAGAAGGCCACUAGAUAGAUUUGUUUCUUAUUAUUAUUUUGUGCGAUAUGGUGACAACUUCAGACCUUAUCUGGUCAGGAAAAAGCAUGGCAAUACAAUGACAUUCGAUGAGUGUGUAAACAAAAGACUGGCAGAAUGUGAUCCAAGCCACAUGUGGUUGCAGAUACCUUAUUUCUGUGGCCAUUCUGCUAAUUGUUGGAAACCCGGUAACAAAUGGGCUCUUCAAGAAGCAAAAAAGAACCUAGUCACAAAUUAUUUCCUAGUUGGAGUAACAGAAGAACUUGAGGACUUUAUUGUGAUUCUUGAACGUUCUCUCCCUAGAAUGUUCAAAGGAGCCACUGAACAUUUUUUGAACAGCAAUCGCUCUCAUUUGAGGAAAACCGUCCAAAAAGAGGUACCCUCUGAGGAGACUAUGCAGAAGAUCAAGAAAAGUGUUGUUUGGCAGAUGGAAAAUGAACUAUACGAAUUCGCGUUAGAGCAGUUUCAUUUUACGAAAAAGCAGUUUUUGAAGAAUAAAAAUCAAAAUGUUAUGUAUGAAAAAAUUAGGCCGAAAACAUAGCUACGUAGACACGUGUCAGGAGAAACAACCUAUACCUAAUAAUUUGGAAUGGUAAACUAUUUGUAUGACUCGUGUUGGUAUGUUUAAUGCCCUAAAUGUUGUUCUUGUUGUGUUGGAAUUUUUGACUUGCUUCAAAAGAACCGUCAAGGGGUAUGGGAAAAGUGAAUUAUAACAAAUAUCGUUUCUUAUUCAGCAUUAUUAGGGAAUGCAACAAAAAUAUCUAGUAUUAUUUAAGAUCUAACCAAUAAUAAAUUGCAAAAUUUGUUUGCUUUUAAGUUCUUGCUUUAUUAACAUGAAUUUUAAUUGUUUAGUCACACAUUCACUGACCAAUUUUUCAGCUAAUGACCUUUGCUAUAUUGUACUUAUUAUAAAAUUAUUUUGCCCUCCAUAAUAACUAUAAGUAGGUAAACAUGGUAACACUGACUGACUAUUACUUUGUACUGUAUUUGUUAUAUUUAUGUAAAUAUUUAUGAAAGUAUUAAUUUGAUCUUUUAAAAUAAAGCGUGUAUAAAUACAGUAUAGUGUUUUUAACAUAUUUUUUGCACCAGAAGCAGCAGCUUUACCACAUAUAUAGUUAAGCAAGGUGACUAAGAAUGGUCAGAAGUCUCGCGAGUCCGCCCAGCAGACCUAAAACAUGGUUAUAGAAUUAAGUGAAACAAAGACAUCGUUAUUUAUAAAUAGAUUCUGUGUAUUUACAACGUUAGGUUAUACAUAGUUAAUAUAAUAAUACAAUAUUUAUAUACAGUAUUCAUUAGUUUACAGCGUGUUAAAUUUGU